This is a messenger RNA of Passer domesticus (house sparrow), 616 nucleotides long. It is a transcript of the gene MMGT1, whose product is annotated as membrane magnesium transporter 1. The record is from RefSeq and is a predicted model, not a curated record. Gene Ontology annotation, cellular component: early endosome; plasma membrane; Golgi apparatus. NCBI's taxonomy places the organism in Eukaryota, Metazoa, Chordata, Aves, Passeriformes, Passeridae. Bases 62 to 463 code for a protein of 133 amino acids. The transcript has 4 exons.
CCCCGCCCCCUCGGUGACGCCAUCCUGGCGCGCCGGGGCGCCCUGGCGGCGGCGGGCGGCGAUGGCGGCGGGGUCGGUGUGGAAGGGGCUGGUGGGGCUCGGCCUCUUCGCCCUGGCACACGCGGCCUUCUCGGCGGCGCAGCAUCGCUCGUACAUGAGGUUGACAGAAAAGGAGGAUGAAACGUUGCCCAUAGAUAUAGUCCUGCAGACUCUGCUGGCCUUUGCAGUCACCUGCUAUGGGAUAGCACACAUUGCAGGAGAGUUUAAAGACAUGGAUGCCACUUCAGAACUCAAAAAUAAGACAUUUGACACAUUAAGGAACCAUCCAUCUUUUUAUGUAUUUAAUCAUCGUGGUAGAGUGUUGUUCCAGUCCCCAGACACAGUGAAUUCUUCUUCAAACCAAGAUGCUUUGUCAUCCAGCUCGGCACUGAAAUUUCGGAAACUUGAACCUCUGCGCCGCUAAGACUUUUACAGAUGACACCAAUAACCCAGGACACUGAGAUGUAAUAUUCAAGUCGGGGAUGUAAACACUUUUUUAAUUUCUGGAGCAGUAUUUAUAUUGAUCUUCCAGACUUUAUAAAAUAUAUAUAUAUAUAAAUAUAUAUAUAUAAACUAA